Gaeumannomyces tritici R3-111a-1 is the source of this 870-nucleotide messenger RNA. RefSeq lists its product as hypothetical. The coding region runs from base 25 to 870 and encodes 281 amino acids. The transcript is spliced from 4 exons. The record is from RefSeq and is a predicted model, not a curated record. NCBI's taxonomy places the organism in Eukaryota, Fungi, Ascomycota, Sordariomycetes, Magnaporthales, Magnaporthaceae.
ACGCGCUGCAGGCGACAAUGCAGGAUGCUGGGUCGAGCGCAGCGGCAGCGGCAGCUGGGCGGCGUAUGCAGCAAGCAGCAGAACGGGAUGCGCGAAGGGCGCCGCCUGGUCGGCUGGGAGGGUGAUAGGGUGGGAGGAGAGGUCGUUGGGACCGAGGAGGGUACCAGGAGCGGAAGAAGGCGCUGGCAAGGUCGCCUGUCAAGCAGCGUCGGUGCAGGCUGGGUGCGCCGGAGAUUGGGCCAGUGGUGGGGAACGAGUGGUGGUGCAGGGAUGGAUGGUGGUGUGUGCACCUACCCAGGUUGGCACCUACCGUCCAUCGACUUGGCAGUGUUGUCCGGCUGGGCUGAAAGAAGUGCCGCCAUUCGCGUCAAGCGGAAAGCGGAAAGCGGAAAGCGGACAAAUCGACAGCAAGGCUUGGGCGGAUGGAGUGGUCGAGUUGCAGCAGGAAGCGGGGCCACAGUGUCCGCAGCCAACGCCAGACGGCGAUUGGGACCAACCACCAGUCCUGCCAAGUUGGCGGCAGCCCAGCUCAUCAACGAGAUCUUUAGCAACUGGGCGAGACGCACACAUGAGCCGCACUCUCGGGCAGGGUCCACACGGCGUCGUGACACUGGACAGUGCUGGGUGUUCACGGUCAAGACCCUUUCGAGCACGACGCUCCCCGCCUGGAACCACCCUCCCGCGCCAACGCCAUGCACCACCACGCGUCCUGCUGCCUACUCCCCGGCCCCUCCUCCGGCCAACCGACCCUGGCACCCUGGCCCACGCCCUGCGCUGGACGUGGACGCUCCGAGGCUACUUCUUCUCCUCUCCCCUUGUAUAGGUAGGCACCAGGCCUAUUCGGGUCUAUACCUGCUGCCGUAUUCUUGA